Candoia aspera is the source of this 2141-nucleotide messenger RNA. It is a transcript of the gene DHX58, whose product is annotated as DExH-box helicase 58. Bases 48 to 2087 code for a protein of 679 amino acids. Gene Ontology annotation, cellular component: cytoplasm. Gene Ontology annotation, molecular function: hydrolase activity; single-stranded RNA binding; ATP binding. The record is from RefSeq and is a predicted model, not a curated record. The transcript has 12 exons. Gene Ontology annotation, biological process: cytoplasmic pattern recognition receptor signaling pathway; antiviral innate immune response; negative regulation of RIG-I signaling pathway. Lineage: Eukaryota; Metazoa; Chordata; Lepidosauria; Squamata; Candoiidae.
UUUUUCUUUUUUUAUCAUAGUUCAGCAGAUUUUCUAAACGCGAUCCUAUGGAACUGGAACUGCGUGAUUAUCAGUGGAAAGUCAUUGGGCCUGCUUUGGAAGGAAAAAAUACCAUCAUAUGGCUGCCAACAGGAGCUGGAAAGACCCGGGCAGCUGCCUAUGUCUGUAAGAAGCACUUGGAGAGUCAGGAUAAGAACAAGGUGGCUGUGUUAGCCAACACAGUGCCUCUAGUUGACCAACAUCUGAAGAAUGAGUUCAGUUUCUUACAAAGUCAGUUCCAAAUUACAGCAAUUUGUGGUGAUAGGAUCCAGAAGCAAUUCUUCUCAGAAAUGUCAAAAUGCCAUGACUUGAUAAUCUGCACAGCCCAAAUCCUAUAUAAUGCCCUCAACCACCAAGAAGAGGAGAUGCGUGUGGAGCUGACUGAUUUCUCUCUACUGGUGAUUGAUGAGUGUCACCACACUCACAAAGGAACUAUUUACAACAAGAUUAUGGAGGACUACUUAGACCGCAAGCUGAAAGGCCAACAGGACUUACCUCAGAUUUUGGGACUCACAGCCUCUCUAGGUACUGGAAGUGCAAAUUCCCUGGAAGCAGCUAAAGACCACAUACUGGAGAUUUGCGCUAACCUGGACACUGAAAAAAUUAUGUCACCCGAUAAACAUAAGCCCUCUCUUGAUAUUCAUGUUCCAUGCCCCAAGAAACAGUAUGAUCUGUCAGAACCAAGAUUGCAGGACCCAUUUGGAGAAAAGCUCAAGGAGAUAAUGACCCAGAUCUAUAGUUACCUAAAUGUGCCUGAUAUGACUACAGACUUUGGGACCAAGAUCUUUGAGCAGCAAAUUGUGGAGCUUGAAAAGAAAGGAGCAAAAGAAUUUUGCCAAAAAACCCGAGUUUGUGCCCUGCAUCUUCGGAAAUACAAUGACGCCCUGCUGACCAACGAAACCAUCCGCAUGAUUGAUGCCUUCAAUAUUCUAGAUGAGUUUUACCAACUAGAAUGUGCUACUAAGCUGUUAACACAAACAAGCGAGCAAUAUCUGGUCCAGAUCUUUGAUGAGAACAGGUUGUCUCUCUUGGCUCUUGCUGAAGAUAGUCGCUACGAGAAUCCCAAACUUAGCAAGCUGCAACAGGUCCUCCAAGAUCAAUUCCAAGAACUGAAGAGCUCCCGGGGCAUUGUGUUCACCCAGACCCGCCAGAGUGCCUAUUCACUGCAUCAGUGGGUACUGGGUAACCAGGCUUUGCGUGAACUUGGGAUCAAGACUGAUGUCCUAACGGGGGCUGGUUCCAGCAACCAGACAAAACACAUGACACAGCAGGAACAGCAAGAUGUUAUCCGUCAUUUCCGAAAGGGGGCAUUCAAUCUUCUCGUUUCCACCAGUGUGGCUGAGGAGGGGCUGGACAUCCCUGAGUGUAAUAUCGUAAUCCGCUAUGGGCUGAUGACAAACGAAAUUGCCAUGAUGCAGGCCAGGGGCCGUGCCCGUGCGCCAAACAGCAUCUGUUCUGUUUUGGCCAAGACCAACAGCAAGGAGGUGGCCCGUGAGAGGCUUAAUGAAACUUUGGAGACCCUGAUGGAGCGUGCCAUCACAUGGGUGCAGGAGAUGCCUGAGAGAGAAUACCACCUAAAGAUUGCGACGUUGCAGCAUGAAGCUAUGAUCAGCCGGAAGUUGCGGGAUGCCAAACUUGAGGAGCAGCGCCAGCUACAUGAUCCAGGCAGUGUACGUCUUUGCUGCCUCAACUGUAACAUGGCUGUCUGCCAUGGCAGUGACCUGCGCAAAGUAGAGAAUAUGCACCACAUCAACAUCAAUUCCAGCUUCAGCCUGUAUUACAAAACGUCACCCAACAGUGUGUCAAUUUCUCGCGAGUUCGAAAUCUGGAAACCAGGCAGCUCUAUCAGUUGCAAUAAAUGUGGGCAGGCUUGGGGAAUGGAAAUGAUCUACCGAGAUUUCACACUUCCAAUGUUGGCCAUUAGAAAUUUUGUGGUGGAAACCCCAGAUGGCCGCCAGAGACCCAGCAAAUGGAGCAAAGUUACUUUUGAGAUCAAGGCUUUUGAUUACACCGAAUAUUGUAAUACUAAUUUCUCACUAGAUAUAUAAGACUUGGAGAAUGAGUGGAAAAUACUGUUAAAUGUGCCCCUUUUGAAUAACAAA